AUGCAAAAUCUCACAACACCAGACGAACCUACUCUGCUUUACAUCGGCAACCUUGAUCCCCGUGUAACUGAACUUACACUCGCAGAAUUGUUUUCUCCAUUCGGUCAAGUUAAAAAUACCAAAGUGAUCUCGGACAAGAAUCUGACACACAGUGGACCUCGUUAUGGAUUUGUGGAAUAUGUUCACCCAAUGUCAGCUCAGCAAGCAUUAUUAAAAAUGAACGGAAGUUUGGUCUUUAGCAACGAGAUCAAAGUUAACUGGGGUAUCCAGCGAGCCCAAAAGGAAGACAAUACUAGCCAACACGCAGUUUUUGUUGGCGAUCUUAGUGGUGAUGUUAACGAUGAUAUGCUUGCAAAGGCAUUUGGUGUCUUUGAUAGUAUCACUGAAGCACGUAUUAUGUGGGAUCCUCAAUCUGGACAAUCUCGAGGCUUUGGCUUUGUAGGUUUCCGUGACCGUGCUCAAGCUGAACAAGCAAUUGCAACUAUGAAUGGAGAGCGCCUUGGAGCUAGAGCUAUUCGUGUCAAUUGGGCUAACCAAAAGAACCAGGGACCACAGAGAUUAAUCACAGGACCAUUAUCAGCCAAUUAUGAAAAGGUGUUAAAUGAAUCGCCCGUAAACAACACCACAGUAUAUGUUGGAAACAUUGUUCCCUACACACAGCAGCAAGACUUGUUACCAUUCUUCCAGUCAUAUGGUCAGGUUACAGAGAUCCGUCUCCAACCUGAGCGUGGUUUUGCUUUUCUAAGAAUGGAGAGUCACACAAGUGCUGCUGCUGCCAUUGUUUCUCUUCAAGGAAUCGUUAUUCACGGUCGCCCUGCCAAGUUGUCAUGGGGCCGUAGUAGACCACAAAUUAGAGAUGACAAUAACAAUAACAAUAACCGUCAAUCAAUCUACAAUCAAUCUACCCCAGCCAAUGGCUGGGAAUGUACCUACAGCUACAGCCACAGUUACAGUUACAGAUACAGCCACACCCAACCACGCACAGUUACAGUUACAGCUACAGUAACAACUUCUGGGCCUGCUCCUGCUCCUGCAUCUGUAGUUGUUGUACCAGCCACUAGAGUUCCAACCACUACUACUAAUCUAGCAGCCGUAACAGGAUCAGAAACCAACAAAUCGUCUGGUCAACCUAAUUGGGAUCCUUUUUAUCCUCAGUAUUAUGAAAACCGAGCCUCUGUUCCUCAAUAA
Molecule: messenger RNA, 1188 nt
Organism: Phycomyces blakesleeanus NRRL 1555(-)
Lineage: Eukaryota; Fungi; Mucoromycota; Mucoromycetes; Mucorales; Phycomycetaceae
Exons: 9
Coding region: 1-1188 (395 amino acids)
Biological process (GO): cytoplasmic stress granule assembly; nuclear-transcribed mRNA catabolic process, nonsense-mediated decay; regulation of mRNA stability
Cellular component (GO): cytoplasmic stress granule
Molecular function (GO): mRNA binding
Source: RefSeq, a predicted model, not a curated record